Messenger RNA from Beta vulgaris subsp. vulgaris (sugar beet), 544 nucleotides. RefSeq lists its product as hypothetical. Bases 188 to 376 code for a protein of 62 amino acids. The record is from RefSeq and is a predicted model, not a curated record. The transcript is spliced from 2 exons. Lineage: Eukaryota; Viridiplantae; Streptophyta; Magnoliopsida; Caryophyllales; Amaranthaceae.
CAAAAAAAUUAAGGCCGGUAACCUAGUUCAUAGGAAAGAGAAAAUGGGUAUUUUUUUAUGAAAAUAAUGACCAAAGAACUGUAAUACAAGAAUGUGAAAUUACAAAAUACCCCUUUUCUUAUUUAAAACUUCUGAUUUGAUUUACUAAACCCUAAUUUCUCAAUUCUUGAAAAUUUGGAGAGAGAAAAUGGAUGUGGGUUUGAAAAGAGAGAACGAAAAGAAGCAGAAGAAGAAUGAAAAACCUCCUUAUGUCGUUGCUAAAGAUGAUACUAAACCUGUUCUUCAAGACCCUUUAUGGAGUUCUGAUCCAACUCAAGCUGAACAAGCAGUGCUGCGAUUGCCGCCAUUUCCGAUCAAUUCCAAAGCUCAGAAUUGACAUUGUAGGAAUUUUAUGAGGUUCUUUUUUUCAGUUUUUUUUUUUUUUUUUUGUAAUUUGGGAGUGAUGCACUUGAUUCCACUGAAUGUGAUCUGCUGAGCUACACUUAUCAUUUGUAUGUAAUGAAAUUUUUUAUCAUUUGUUAAUGCUAUAUGCUUUUAUGAACAA